AUGGCAGGGCGGCUCCUCGGGCAACUCCUCGUCAUGGGCGGCGCCGUCGUCGGCAGGGCCGUGGUGCAGGCCUACCGCCAGGCCAUCGUCAAUGCACAGAGAACCGGAGCUGCCCAGGAAGCUGUGAAUGGUAUUCGAAGGGCUAGCAAGGCUAUGACCGAGCAAGAAGCCCGGCAAAUAUUAGGUAUCAGUGAAAAGACGAGUUGGGAAGAGAUUGUCAAGAAGUAUGAUACGAUGUUUGAGAAGAAUGCCAAGAGCGGAAGCUUCUAUCUCCAGUCGAAAGUACACCGGGCCAAAGAAUGUCUGGAGUCCAUAUACCAUGAUAAGCCCGACAUAAUGAACUGA
Triticum turgidum subsp. durum (durum wheat) is the source of this 345-nucleotide messenger RNA. The record is from the annotation of a GenBank genome assembly. Lineage: Eukaryota; Viridiplantae; Streptophyta; Magnoliopsida; Poales; Poaceae.